UCAGUUUAAAGACUUCCUUCGUUGAUGAAAAGGCUGACAAGAGAAUGAACCAACCACGUCCAAUACCGAUUGUGUCCUUAAAGGAACAGCAUAAAUUUACUUUGGAUGUAGCACAGUUGGAAGAUAUCUUGCUGCAAGACCACAUUAAAGAUUGUCAUGUGGUAGUAGUAUCAGUGGCAGGAAGUUUCCGAAAAGGCAAAUCGUUCCUUUUGGAUUUUUUCCUUCGCUUCAUGAAUCAUACGUGUAAAUCCGAUCAAACGACGAAUGCUAGUUGGUUAGGAGAUGAAAAUAGUCCAUUGGAAGGAUUUUCAUGGAGAGGAGGUUUAGAACGUAAUACCACUGGUAUUGUAAUGUGGUCCGAAGUGUUCCCUGUUACUUUACCAAAUGGAGACAAGGUAGCCGUAAUUUUAUUGGAUACUCAAGGAACGUUCGAUUGCAAAAGCACAGUUCAAGAAUGUGCUACAGUAUUCGCUCUAAGUACAAUGCUGAGUUCGAUCCAAGUUUAUAAUUUGUUUCAUAAUAUUCAAGAAGAUGAUUUGCAACAUUUACAAUUAUUCACAGAAUACGGACGUUUGGCUUUGGAAGGUGCUGAUUACAAACCAUUUCAGAAAUUACAAUUUCUUGUUCGGGACUGGAGUUAUCCGUAUGAGGCAAAUUAUGGAUUGGAAGGAGGACGCAAAUUAUUGGAUAAGACACUGAAAAUUUCUGAUGAGCAGCAUCCAGUUUUGCAAUCAUUGAGAAAAGAUAUUGCAUCCUGUUUCACUGAUAUUCAGUGCUUUCUAAUGCCUCAUCCUGGAUUUAAAGCUACGACUAAUCCAGCUUUUGAUGGAAGAUUGUCUGAUCUGGAAAAUGAAUUCAAAACUUGUUUAGAGCAAUUUGUACCAAUAUUGCUUUCACCAGAAAACAUGAUUCAAAAAGAAAUUGGUGGUGAAAAAAUCAAAGCUAAAGAUUUAGUGAGAUAUUUUAAAUGCUAUAUGGAGUUAUUCAGUGGAGAUGAUAUUCCUCAACCAAAAUCUAUUCUCGCAGCAACUGCAGAAGCAGCUAAUCAAUCGGCUUUAGCAGCAGCAAAGGAAAUGUAUAAUCAACUUAUUUUAGCGAUUUGUGAAGCUGCUGAACCAUAUCUCAGUUCGGAGGAAUUAGAAAAGGAGCACGAAAAAUGUAAAGCAGAAGCUAUAGAGAAAUUUACUCAAAAAUCCAAAAUUGGCGGAGAUGAAUUUUCCAAAGAAUAUAGAAUUAAACUGGAACAGGAUAUUGAUAAGGAAUUUAACCGCUUCAAAACUUUUAAUGAAAGUAAAGGCAAAGCCAGUAACCAGUUGGCAGUCUCCAAAGCUAAAGACACCUACCGUCGUCUUAUGACAGAAAUUUGUGAAGCAUCUCUGUCUUGCUUAAGUUCUGAUGAGUUGCAAUUGAAACACGAAGAAUGUAAAAAAGAGGCUCUGGAACAGUUUGAAGAAACAUUUCAGAUGGCUGAAGAAAACGUUUUGACGUUAUUCCGAAUUAAAUUAAAACAGGAUAUCGAUGAGUAUUACGAGCAGUUCAAAUCUUCGAAUCAGAACAGAAUCCAAAUCAGUUAUCAGUUAUCUUAUAUAAAAGCUAAACAAUUUUAUCACCAUCAUAUGGUGAGCUCAACUGAGGAAGGAAUUAGAACAGAUUUGAGUAGCGAAGAGUUACUACAGAUGCAUAUUAAAUAUAAAAAUCAAGUUCUAAAGCACCUUAGCGAGACAUACAAAGAGGAAUUUACUGAAAUCCGUAAAACACAACUGGAACAGAACAAACCCGAAAUCCAAAAAAGUCGAAUUUUUUUGGCAAAACCAGUCUUAUUCCCUGCGCCUUGGGGAGAGGCAAAUUUUAGAAAAAAUGAGACUAGCUUAAAAAGAAAAACUGGUUCGGCCCUGGCAAAACAAGUUCCGCCUCCUAAGGGCCUGUUUAGAACUUAG
Messenger RNA from Planococcus citri (citrus mealybug), 1937 nucleotides. RefSeq names its product atlastin-like. Bases 45 to 1937 code for a protein of 630 amino acids. The transcript has 10 exons. Gene Ontology annotation, molecular function: GTPase activity; GTP binding. NCBI's taxonomy places the organism in Eukaryota, Metazoa, Arthropoda, Insecta, Hemiptera, Pseudococcidae. Gene Ontology annotation, biological process: endoplasmic reticulum organization; protein homooligomerization. The record is from RefSeq and is a predicted model, not a curated record.